Messenger RNA from Aspergillus ochraceoroseus IBT 24754, 2483 nucleotides. Its product is annotated as kinesin family protein. The record is from RefSeq and is a predicted model, not a curated record. Lineage: Eukaryota; Fungi; Ascomycota; Eurotiomycetes; Eurotiales; Aspergillaceae. The transcript has 7 exons. Gene Ontology annotation, cellular component: kinesin complex; nucleus; microtubule. Gene Ontology annotation, biological process: microtubule-based movement. The coding region runs from base 122 to 2329 and encodes 735 amino acids. Gene Ontology annotation, molecular function: microtubule motor activity; microtubule binding; ATP hydrolysis activity.
GAACUGCAUGAAUAUAUCUCCUGGAAAUCGCCCGAUCCUUGCAUUGUUGGAUCGUAGAAUUUACAGCCUUCCUGCAUCCGAUUCCUCAAUUUGACGGCCCAUAAUCGAAGGGCCUGCAGCCAUGGCUUCGACAACCCCCCCGCCGUCGUCCCUAUUCCAGGUGUAUCUCCGCCUACGUCCCCCAAUGUCACAGCAGCAAGACGAACAACCCGAGCGCUGCUUGACAGUCGAAAAGUUCGAAGCUGCAGAAUCUACCCUGGAUGAUUCAGGCAUAGUCCCAGGCCCAAGCCAUAUUACUCUGCAACCGCCAAGUGAUUCUCGAAAGCGAGCAGUCGAGAGAUUUGGAUUUACCCGGGUCUUUGACGAGUCAGCGACACAACUUAAUGUCUUUCAGCAAACCGGAAUGCAAUCGCUCGUCAGGGGAGUACUGCUUGAACAGAGAGAUGGAUUGGUAGCAACGCUAGGGGUGACAGGAAGUGGCAAGAGUCAUACGAUUCUCGGCUCCAAAACACAGAGAGGAAUUACCCAGAUGAGUCUGGAUGUCAUUUUUCAAUCACUAGCCUCUACCAUCAAGCCUCCCGACAACACGAUUCCUCCUAUACUUUUAGCCUCGGUAGCGGCCUCUGAUGCUUCCGAAUCCCAAAUGUUCACGGCCCAGACCUUCCUUGAUGCUGUUUAUGGUGAACCCGGUGCCGAGCGUGGCAGAAGUUCUCGGGCCCAGACUCCCAUGAGUUCUUCAAGAGCUCACACCCCUAUGGCGGAACCAAUGCCGGCUCUGAUAUUCCCCCGUCGCCAUAUGCCACAGAGAACCAGCACACUCCCCCGGUCGCCCGAUGUUAGCCACCUAACAGUUGAGCUGAACCCUCAUUCCGAGUACAUCGUCUUGGUGUCCAUGUAUGAGGUCUAUAACGACCGCAUUUUCGAUCUUUUGUCUCCUGCCAUAAACCCAGGGCAAGGCAACGCCGUCUCCCGUCAAGGAGCAAAUGCACAGAAAGACCGCAGAAAGGCACUCUAUUUCAAGUCCACGGAAGGGUCUCCUGACCGAAAACUUGUAGCAGGCCUACGCAAGAUCGCUUGUAGCACAUAUGAAGAAGCGUUGGCGGUUCUUGAGAUCGGCCUUACAGAACGUAAGGUUACCGGAACUGGCGCUAAUAGUGUCAGCUCCAGGAGUCAUGGAUUUUUCUGCCUUGAAGUCAAGAGGAGAAUGCGGAACAAGCGAACCGGUGAAGAGAUGUGGAUUGGAAAUACACUCACGGUGGCUGAUCUGGCUGGCUCUGAACGAGCAAGGACCGCGAAGACUGCCGGAUCUACCCUCGUGGAAGCUGGCAAAAUUAAUGAGAGUUUAAUGUACCUUGGACAGUGUCUCCAGAUGCAAAGUGACAUUCAGGACGGAAAUAGGACUGCAAUGGUUCCUUAUAGGCAGUGCAAGCUCACGGAAUUGCUCUUUUCCAACUCUUUCCCAUCUUCUAAUCAAGUAUCGAGUAUCAAUCGCCAUCCACAAAAAGCUAUCAUGGUCGUUACCGCCGAUCCACUAGGUGAUUACAAUGCCACUUCACAGAUUUUACGAUACUCCGCCCUAGCUCGCGAAGUUACCGUUCCACGAGCUCCUUCGGUGGACUCAAUCCUAUCUAGUUCUCUAGGUUCUCGCAAGGGGUCUUCUGGAGGACGCAACUCGCCGCAUUUAGGUGCUAAUGAAGAACUUGAAAAAGCCCUAGCUGAGAUUCAGCGACUGCGCGCAGAGAACGAGAAACUUUCCACGAGGCUCGCAGAGGAGGAGGUUGUGAGAGCCGAACUAGAGACGGCACUGAAUAUGAGUGAGGAAAGGUGUCUCAUGAUUGAACAGGAAGUACGUGAGGAAUGCUGGGUUGAAAUGGAUGAGAGAAUGGAGCAAGAAAGGAAGAGAUGGCAAAGUGCCUGGGAUGAACAAACUGGACAUAACGACGAGCACAUUGACAAGAAGAUCGAGCUUAUGUCCAAGGGAUUCCAGAUUCACGAGGAUCCUGGACCUUCUUCGGAUGAACGAGUGGAAGAGCUCGAAUUCGAAAACGAUCAGCUUCGCAGCAAGAUCACCUCACUGGAGCGUGAGCUGGCAUGUAGGUCUCCGACAAAGCAAUCCAGGUCCAAGAACAAUACCCUCGGAAAAUCUCGCAAUGCCAAUAUCCUGGGCCGUGAAAGCGAUAUCGAAGUUGCCCUGCGCAAGAUGGACCAAUUGAAACUGGCCGAUAGCAUGUUUAAUGGUCCUUGCGCUGAUUCUCCCGGCAAGAAGCAGAGGAAAAUGGCAACUCGCAAAUGGGAUCUGGCUCCCGAGGAUGAUCUCCGAACCUUUUAAUUCAUGUAAAUGCUUAUGGUGUUUCUAAAGGGGCGUUCUUCUCUUGGGUAGAUUGCGAGCCCGUCGGAAUCAGGGUGUUGUACUGAUAGUUAUACUUACUUGUUAUUCUUAAUAGAUACCUACAUAAUGUGAUACCAAUAUUAAUUUAUGCAAA